This is a messenger RNA of Pristis pectinata (smalltooth sawfish), 8518 nucleotides long. RefSeq names its product thyroglobulin (gene tg). The record is from RefSeq and is a predicted model, not a curated record. The transcript is spliced from 48 exons. NCBI's taxonomy places the organism in Eukaryota, Metazoa, Chordata, Chondrichthyes, Rhinopristiformes, Pristidae. Gene Ontology annotation, biological process: thyroid hormone generation. The coding region runs from base 1 to 8421 and encodes 2806 amino acids.
AUGCCUGACCCACUGAAUUCUUCCAGGAAAUACCAGCAAGACUCCCAGCACCUGAGCUCCUGUGAACUUAAAAGAAAAGGCUCCCAGAAAGAUGAUAUCUAUAUUCCCCAGUGUACGUUGGAUGGCAAAUACAGGAAUGUGCAAUGCGCAAAGGAUGGACAAUCCUGUUGGUGUGUCAACAGUGAGGGUGAUGAGGUGCUAGGGAGCAACCGAAAUACAUCAGCAAUUGCCUGCUUGUCCUUCUGCCAGCUCCACCGCAAGCAGAUACUAGUGAGUGGGUAUGUAAACAGCCGCAGCACCUCUUAUAUCCCUCAGUGCAUGCAGACAGGGGAGUAUGAAGUUGUGCAGUGCAAUGCUGACACAGGUCAGUGCUGGUGCGUUGACAGAGAUGGCAUGGAGAUUUAUGGAACACGUCAAAACAAGCGUCCAGAGCACUGUCCCACAAGCUGUGAGAUUCGAGAUCGGCAGGUGCUCCAUGGGUUCGGGAUAAAGUCACCACCGCAGUGUUCCAGAGAUGGGAGCUUCCUUGAUGUCCAGUGCAGGUUUGUCAACACGACAGACAUGACAGUCUUCGACUUGGUCAAUAACUUCAAUAGAUUCCCUGAUGCAUUCCGCACAUUCAGUGUCUUCAGGCAGAGUUUUGCUAAUGUUUCUGGUUACUGUUACUGUGCUGACAGAUUAGGGCGUGAGCUUCAGGGGACUGGUCUGGAGCUACUAUUAGAUGAAAUCUAUGACAGUAUAUUCGCUGGCCCACAGAUUGGACACACAUUUACAGAGACUGGCAUUUACCGGAUCCUGAGAAGGCGAUUUCUUGCUGUGCAAUUGCUGAUUACCGGCAGGUUUAGAUGCCCAACAAGAUGUGAAAUUGAGAGGUUUACAGCAUCUUCAUUAGAUGAUAUCUUCACUCCCUCAUGUGAUGACAAUGGGAACUAUCUGCCCAUCCAAUGUCAGCAGGGGGGUCAAUGCUGGUGCACAGAUUCCAAUGGAGAGGAGCUGCUUGGAACAAGGCAGCAGGGAAGAAAACCUAACUGUGGGAAUAAUGAAAGUUACAGUGAAUCUGAAAGGAAACGUAUGUUGUCAUGGCUUUUCUAUGGACCAUUUGGUCACUUUAGUCAAAGCAAUAUUUUCACUGUGCCUGUAUCUCCACCCCAAGUGCUAGAAAAAAUUGGCAAGGCUCUCAGCCAAUGCAACCCAGAUCUGAAGGAGCUGUUGGUAAAAUCUAGGUUGCUGGUUUCCAUGCUCCAGACUGCAGAAUUAGACACUGGCCAUGUCGAUCUAGAAGUGAUUCUUGGUGAGUUUGUGGAAGAAAUGUUUCUAUAUAAGGACCUUGCACUCACUGCUCUUCAGUUUUCUGCCACUUCCAAAUUUUUUGUUGAAAAUCUGUUCGGAGGCAAGUUUCUGAAAAACGUGGGUCUAUUCAAUUUCACUGGAGGUCUUGGGAGCAUGGGAACUUUUAAUUUCAGUCAGUUCUUCCAGCAGAUUGGCUUAACAGGAAUGUACAGUGGAGGAAACUUUGUGGAACUUGCCAAGUUGUUUUCACCCCUCGAAGACUCUUACUUUUCAAAAGGAACACCAGAAUUCUCCAGGGACACCUUCAACCUGAAUCAAACAAUUUUGGACAGCUUUGGACGGGCAGUUAAUUUACAGGAGAACCAGAAUAUUGUAAAGUUUAUGGCAUCACUUUUUGAGCAACGUAAUGUUCUCAGAACAUUGCAUGAAAUCAUCAGCUUUUUUGAUACAGAUGAUGGCAGUUUAGCCGAAAUCAUCCAGCUAAUUUUAAGAAGUGCUAGAUUAGGCAUCUGUGACUGUCAGCCCUCAAAACUAUUUGCUCCCAGUUGCACUAGAGAUGGACAGUAUGAGGAAGUCCAGUGUCAAGGCUCAUACUGCUGGUGUGUGGAUAAUCAAAGGCUGGAGGUUCCAAACACAAGAAUUCAGGGUCAAAAGCCGCAGUGUUCCACCAUGUGCGAGCAACAACAUAAGAGUUCUAAACUCAUGAAAGAACAGCAGCCAGCUGGAUCUGAUGUGUUUGUUCCUUCGUGUGGAGCGGAUGGUGGUUUUCAGUCCAUGCAAUGUGAUGGGAUGAAUUGUUUCUGUGUGGACCUGCAGGGCAGAAAGACUCCUGGAAUAAGAAAACCAGAUGGAGAAGGCAUGAAGUGCCCCAGUGCUUGCCAGUUGACAGCAGCUGAGAAGUUCAUGCAAACAAUUGAGAUAAUACUGAGAAGCUCAAGUCCAUUUUCAACGCCUGCAGCUUAUAUCCCCCAGUGCAAAGAAAAUGGAGACUGGCGACGUGUCCAAUGUGAUGGCCUACCAUAUCAGGUCAUUGAAUUUUAUCAUCAAUGGAUUUCUCAGAACAAUGGAGGCCAGGAACUGCCAUUCACGACCGUCAUGGAUGAAAUCAUUGGAUACCAUAGAUCAUCUCAUGCGUCCAUCAGUUUUGAGCUGUUUGUGAAGGAACUAUAUGACAAGGGGCAUCAGCAUGUCUUUUCAGUGCUCUCUCAAUAUCCAACUUUUGAUUCUAUUUCUGCUGAUGAUUUUGUAACACUUGUCAACACAGAACCAGGCAUCAAUAUUCUGCUGAACCCUUACACAUUUUGGCAGUUGUUGUUUGGCCUUGUAGAGCACUACCCUCGGCCAUAUUCUGAUUUCAGUCAAGAACCAGGUGACUGGAAACUGCGGAAAUGUUGGUGUGUUGAUGAAAAAGGACAAGAACUGCCAGGAACAAAAGCUGAAAUAAAUCAACGUCCACAAUGUCCAGGAUCCUGUGAUCGUGCUACUAAGCAAGUCUUUCAGUUUAUUGAUGAGGCAGAUGAACUCAUCUUGGCCUCCAACAAUUCCAAAAUUCCUUUUACCCAGGGUUUCCUCUUAGCAAGUGGUAUACACCUGACUGAGAAUGAACUGCUUCAUUUCUCUGAGAAUUCACUGUCGGAUCUUUCCUUUUCUGAGAAGUUGCUGAGUGGAUCUGACUAUGCUGUUCGAUUGGCUGCCCAAUCUACCCUGCAAUUCUACCAGAAAAAUCAGCUGACGAAGGAGAGGAACAUUGGCGAGUCAACUCUAAAAGGUUACAGCCCCUACAUCCCCCAGUGUGACGGGCUUGGAAACUGGGAGCCCAUCCAGUGCUACGAGAGAACUGGUAUGACACCAUGUCAGCACUCUCAAACAAAUGCAGCUCUUGCUGGAUGGAAGCGAAUGGGUCCCCAGCUUAAUACCACUGCUGAGAGUUUAUUCAGUCCAACUUGCACUGAGCUGGGAGAAUACAAUGUCUUGCAGUGGCCAAAUCCUGAGGGUGGCAAAGCCUGGUGCAUUCACCCAUUCACAGCAGAAGUUUUUCAAAUGGCGAUGACAGAUUUGAAUGGGACUCCACAGUGUCCAAGAAGGUGUGACAUUCUGUUCAUUGACACGAUGGAUCAGGAAGUAGGGACAGGGUAUAUCCCAGCUUGUGAAUACUUUGAUGGUUCCUUCUUACCCAUGCAGUGUGAUGAGGCCAAUGAGAAGUGUUGGUGUGUAUUUGCAAAUGGAGAAGAGAUUCCUGAAACACAAGUGAACACAACAACUGGAUUAAAACCUGCCUGUGGACGCCCACAGUGUGCACUACCCUUCAAGGCACUUGAGGUAACAAAUGGCAUUGUCUUAUGUGAUGAUGUGCCCAGUGGCCAGUUUGUGCAGCUUUGCCAGGUGAAAUGUCAUCGAGGCUACCAGAGUGCAUUUGGUAGGAGAAGCUUUGUGUGCAACAUGCAGAAUGGUAGCUGGAUUACAGAAUUCCCACAUCCAGAGUCCUGUCAGAGAAUCCAAAUAUUUCAGGUGGCUCAGGCUCGGACACAAUUUCAGCUCCUCUUGCCUUCUGGGAAAGCCUGUAACAGUGAUUAUUCAGGGUUAUUGAAGGCAUUUAACACCUUCAUCGCAGAUGAUCUGACAGCUAGAGGAUUCUGUCAUCUUCAGGUUUCUGCUCCUGGAGAAACAGUGCUGGUUCCUGUCUGUGAUAAUUCAACUGUGUCAGUUGGAUGUUUAAGCAUGGAACGUUUAAGAGUAAAUGUUACUUGGAAAGUGAACCUUUCAGCUAUCCCAGCAUUCCUUCUCCCUGACAUGCGUGACAUAGAAAAUGCUCUGUUGGGGAAUGGCUUAAUUAAGCGCUUCACUGAACUAAUUAACAGUGGAAACUAUCACCUCAUUUUGGAUUCCAAGCAAUUCCCAGCGGAGGUUUUCACUGAUUUUCCUUUGGACCAAGGCCACAACGUCUCACCCUUUGUGCAGUUUGGAUGCAGAGAUGGCUACCAAAAAUUUUCAGCCGCUCGACGAGAUGACAACAAUGUUAGUGGGUGCAUUGUAUGCCCAGCUGGCAGCUUUUUCCAGGAUGGCAGCUGCAUUCUGUGUCCCCCUGGGUUCUAUCAGGAGACUGCGGGAAACUUGGACUGUUACAAAUGCCCAGCAGGAAGAAAAACGGUAUCUCCUGGAGCUUUUGCAGCCCACCAGUGUUUAACAGAAUGCGAAACCAGUCCCUUGAGUCUGGAGUGUGACCUGCAAGGACAAUACCGAGCAGCUCAACAAGACACCAGUGAAAAGAAAUCUUUCUGUGUCACCGUCACUGGAGUGCGAUUAGUCUGGACUGAGACGAAUGGAACCCUCACUGAUUCAGAUUGUAUUGUAUUCCAACAGUUUGACAGCAUCGAUCAAUCCCAGCUCAUGCUGAACUCUGAAAACACGGAAAUAAUUGAAGUUUUAACAGCUCAGUCUAAUCGCCAGAGGCAUCUUCUAGAUUGUCUCUCAGAAUGUUCUGGAAAUGACAUGUGCAACUUUUUAACAUUGUUCGGCAAAGGAGAACAGUACCAGUGUGAGCUUUACAAUAGCUCAGAAUCUAACUUGCUCUGCAAUACAUUUGGGCGGAGUCACAGUUUCCUGGGGAACUUAGCAACAGUCAGAUACGAAGGGAUCAUUUGCAAGCUCAGAAUCAACAGUAGUGGUGAGGGGAAUCUGACGGUCUACAGGAAGAAGGGUCAAGAAUCCACCACUUCAUUUCACAAGACCUUUGUGCGGACAGAUUAUCGCAAUGUAAAUACAGGUGUAUACAAGGCUAUGGCAUUUUCUGCAGAUGCUUCAAGCUUAACAGAUGUACAUCAUUUCUGUCGGCAGACCUGUGGAAAGGAGCAGUGCUGUGAUGGCUUUGUGUUGAGUCAGUUAUCGCUUGACAGAGGUACCCUCCUCUGUGGUCUGAUCAGUUAUCCAGAUGUACUGCUUUGUAAUGCUAAUGACUGGCAGACAGCAUCCGCACUUGGAGAUGGUGUUUGUAGAGGUGUUAAGUCCAACACACAGAAGAAGGUAUUCAUGUUGAACAUUGGAGAACAGGAGUUCAGUGGCUCUUAUGCAUUCCUAUCAGAAACCUUUGUGGAUGUUGAAUACUCGACUGAACUGACUCCAGACUUGAAGGAAGAAAUUCAGAGAACAUUUAACAGUUUCCAGCAUAUCUAUCUCUGGCGAGAUUCUGACAUGAACGAAAGGCUGAACUCCACCCCUGAAUGUGCUGGAAAAUCUCCACAGGAUCAGCGGACUCCCAAUGUGCCAGAAACCACCAAAGAAUUUUUCUCGCAUCUGGACUCAAAAGUUGUCCAAGUAGAUCGGAAGAAGUCUAUUCCAAACCAACACUACCAGCUUUUCAAGCAUCAGUUUCCAAUUGCACAGGCUGAGCUGUGGUGUCUGCAACGCUGCACAAUGGAGAACUUCUGCAAAAUUGUUUCUCUUCAGGAUGGUGGAGCCCUGCAUUAUGAAUGCAAGCUGUACCCAGACACACAGCUUUGCCAACCCAGUACUGACCCUGAAUCAUCUGCAAUGAACUGCAGCCUUGUCCUGCCUGAGGAACCACAAGUAUUAUACAGAAAGAAAGAUGUGCUAGAAGACAGUGUGAAAAAUUUCUACACCCGCUUGCCAUUUCAUGAACUGCAGGGAAUCUCAAUAAGGAAAUGGCUGAAUGUGACAAGAGGAGCCCAAGCUGGGUUUUUUGAAUGUGAACGUUUAUGUGAUGAAGAUUCCUGUUGCAAAGGCUUUGGGUUUCUGAAAGGACAACACACAACAGGUUCUGGGAUAACUUGCCUUACACUGAAUAGUUUUGGAGUGCAGUAUUGCAGUGAGGAAGUACAGAGCUGGCGUAUUCUGGAAUGUGAAUCAGCUGAUGUGGACCCUCUAAUCUAUCCAUUUGGAUGGUACCAAAAGCCUGUAAGCCAGUGGAAUCAUGUACUCAAUAUGUGCCCUGAAGCUAGCCUUCCGCCACUUCCUCAGAAAGUUGCACUGAAUAAUUGGCAAAUACUGAAGGUGUCUCCAGUCCUUGAUUCAACAAUGACCUCCUUUGAUAUUCUACACAUCAGCAGCAAUACUCCUGUAAUGACUGAAGACUUCAGGAACAAUGCCAGAGACUGGUGCCUGUCAGCUUGUGCCUCCAGUCGUACUUGUGCCACAGUUUCUCUUCAUCCUCAGUUAUCGGGGAUCAGAUGUAUCUUUUACCCUGACACCCACAUCUGUCAACUCAGACUACAAGGUCAUCACUGUCGAAUCCUGCUUAAAGAAGCAGCAGAUGUGGUCUAUCACAGGAAAUUUAUAGGAGGGUCAUGUGCAGGUCGCUGUGGGAACUAUCAACCUGACGAGCCCUGUCAGUGCAACUUAAAAUGCGAGGAUUAUGCAGAUUGCUGUCCUGAUAUUCAUACCUGUAAUGACCCUUUGUUAUUAGAAACCCAACCCCAGUUGACCUCUAUAUUAAUUCCUGGCCAUGGAAUUCUGUUUGGAGAAUCUCAAGUGACCCGUGUUGGUGUGGAAUGGAAGUCUGUAAAUCAUUUCCUGGGUGUUCCAUAUGCAGCUCCGCCCACUGGUGAAGGCCGAUUUAAGGCCCCAGCAUCCUUCAAAUGGACGGGAGAAUGGAACGCUACUUUCUACAGGCCUAGUUGCCUGCAGCCAGGGAAUGCAAAGGCAAUUUACUCAACUGUGGAUGAAGACUGCCUCUAUCUGAACAUUUUUGUACCUAAAAGCAUUAUUGGGAACAUCCCUGUGUUGAUCUUCUUCCACAAUAGUGCAACAGAUUACAAAGACGGGAGACAAAGCAACAUUGAUGGAUCCAAUCUUGCAUCAGCUGGAAAUGUCAUUGUUGUGACAGCAAACUAUAGAGUUGGAGUUUUUGGAUUUUUAAGUGAUGGAACUGAUGCAAUCUCUGGUAACUGGGGCCUUUUGGAUCAGAUGGCUGCAUUACAGUGGCUGCAGAGAAACAUUGGUUACUUUGGAGGAUCUCCAUCAAGUGUCACGAUCGCUGGGGACCGCGGUGAUGCAGAAAUCACCAGUAUGAACCUCGUUGCAGUGACUGGCACCACACUUUUCCAACGAGCCCUACUUCUGGGAGGAUCAGCCCUCUCUCCAAGUGCAGUGAUGAGUAGGAAGAGAGCACAGGAACAAGUAAUCAACCUGGCUAAAGAGGUUGGCUGUCCAACUAAUAACAAGACCAUCCUUUUAUCUUGCCUUCGUAGUCUACCUGCACUAACCCUGAACACUGCCCAAACUAAGCUGUUAUCAAUCAGUGGUCCAUUUCAAGCAUGGGGCCCUGUAGUUGAUGGGAUAUAUCUCCGAGAAACCCCUCUUGCAGCCUUCCACAGCAGACGGUUCCAUGCAGUGGAUUUAAUGAUUGGGAAUGCAGAGGAGGACGGGCUUGUCAGAAGAGCAAAAGCAAUUAAGAAAUUUGAAGAAACUUUUGGAAAGUCAGAAAGUAAGACAGCUUUCUAUCAAGCUCUGAAGAAUGCACUGGGAGGAGAAGCUUCUAAUUCACUCAUCAAGGAUGCAGCAUCCUGGUUCUAUUCACUGCAACAAUCGCUGGUUGACUACUCUGCCUUUUCCAGGGCUUUGGAGAAUGCAACACGGGACUACUUCAUCAUCUGCCCCGUUAUAAAGAUGGCUACUCACUUGUUGAAUAGCACACAAGCCAAUGUCUUCAUGUAUCACGUUCCAGGAAGUCUUUCUCAGCACAGUGCAAGUCUUUCCUCAGAGGCCCAGUUCAUUUUCGGGUUGCCUCUCCGACCCGAGUCAGAACAGGUGUUCACAGUACAAGAGAAAAGUUUGUCACUCACAUUAAUCCAGUACGUUGCCAACUUUGUCAAAUCGGGCAACCCCAACUACCCCUUCUCCUUCUCCAGAAAAUCUGUUGAUGAAACUCUACCACUGUGGCUCAGCUUUUUGGAUAAUAUGGAUGGCAGCAACUACAAAGAAUUUGACAUGUCACUGAAAAAUAAAAAAGGAUUGAAGAAAACGGAGUGCUCAUUCUGGUCUGACUAUGUUCCAAUGCUCCAGGCAUCCUCAGGCAACGUUUCUGAGAAUAAGAUAAGCAAAGUUCAACGUGAGCUAUUGCUCCCACCACCAGUCACACAAAGACACCCACUGCAAGGAAAAGAAACUUAUAAAUAACAUAAAAUGUGUCCAUCACAAAAGACUUCAAACAUUAAUUCUGAUUUACCUUGAAAGAAAAUUAAUAUAAUAUAGGAAAGAAUAGAAAAUAGUGAAA